Molecule: messenger RNA, 1113 nt
Organism: Thelazia callipaeda (thelaziosis nematode)
Lineage: Eukaryota; Metazoa; Nematoda; Chromadorea; Rhabditida; Thelaziidae
Source: the annotation of a GenBank genome assembly
CCACCACCACCACCUCCACAGCCACCACCACCACCACCUCCACAGCCACCACCGCCACCCCCACAGCCACCACCACCGCAGCCACCGCAACAGCAGCAACAACAACAACAACAGCAACAGCAAUUCCUAAAAAUAAUAAUUAUUCAAGGAUGCUGCUGUAGACAACGUUGUUGUUGCUCAUGUGGAGGAUGUGGCGGAGGUGGCGGAGGUGGCGGAGGUGGAUGUGGUGGUUGCGGCGGUGGAGGCUGUGGUGGAGGUGGUUGUGGUGGUUUUGGUGGCAGUGGCUUUGGAUUAAAUGGGCUUGGUGGAGGUUCCUUUGGUUUGGGUGGUCUUGGUGGUGGCGGUGGUUGCGGUGGUUGUGGUGGCAGAGGAUGUGGAGGAGGUGGUUGCGGUGGCGGAGGAGGAUGUGGUGGAGGUAAUAAUUUUGCAGGGAGAUGUGGUGGUGGCAGUGGUCUUGGUGGUGGUAGUGGCUGGGGAAAUAGUGGGGGAAAUCGAGGUAGCAGUUGUGGAAGUGGUACUGGUUGUGGAAGUGAAGGUUAUGGCCAAGGUAAUAGUGGAGGUGAAAGAGGCAGUGGCUGUGGAAGUAGAGGGGGAGAUGGAAAUGGAGGUGGUGAUAAUAGUGGUGGUGGUGGUAGUGGUAGUGGUGGUGGUGGUAGUAGUAGUGGUGGUGGUGGUUGCGGAGGCAGAGGUGGAAGCGGUGACGCUCUGAGGAAUAGUGGUGGAGGUGGAUGCGGAAAUAGAAGUGGUUGCGGAGGUGGCGGCAUGGGUGGUGGAGGAUGUGGUGGUGGUGGUGGUGGUGGUUUCAAAAAGCGCUCAAGUGUUACAGAAGCUGAAGCAGACAGUAAUCGCAUUGAUGAGUAUCAUGUGAGCGGAAUUCCCGAUAGUGAAAGCUAUAAACAUGAUGGCGGGAGUGAUUCUGGAAAUGAAGCAAGUAUAAGCAUAACUUCUGCGGAUAAUCACAGUGGUAGCAUUGAUAUCAGUAACUCAGAUGAAGCAGAUUGUAGCGAUGCUUUAUGCAAAGCUCAUCAUCGUCAUCACCGUCAUCAUCGUGACAUCCUCAAGAAUUUCAUGCCAUUUGCCUUUGCUCAAACUCCGUUUAAUUUUGGUCUGUAA